AAAACUGUUGUACUAAUUGGAGAAAUUGAUUACUCUCGUUAUUAUUUUAUCGAUUUGCUCUUGUUCGUGUUUGCUUAGAGCAGAAAUGCACGCGUUGGGAUUUUGUUUUAUUUUCCUCGCUUUUUGGAUUCAGAAUGUAUUUAGUAGUUUGCCAUCACUGCACCCGAUCCUGGUGGCGCGCGCUUCCUCAGACUGGAUGCCGAGCAGGGUCAACUCUCUCUACUCCGACGUCGGGGCAUGGAGUGGGAAAUUCAGACCGGUUAUGGACGAAAUAGAAUCCGAUGAAGCAUUACGUUUCUUCCAGUUCCUCAAUUAUUUAGAUGGGAGCAGUUUUGGAAUAGGUCCUAUUGACGAGUUCGUGUCGGGCAUGCAGCGGCUGUCGGAUUACAUGAAGCAGCAGAACAGCCGUGAGACGCAGGCGCGCGGCAUGCGCGAGCUGGAGGCCAUCAACGGCGAAAAAGGAAAUACUAUCAAAACGGUACUGGAGGUGAGCACAGUGAUCAUGCGCAAGAAGCGCAAGUUCUUUUGCACCGGCGAGGUCAAGGAGCCCAUCGUCAACAACAAAAUUAUUUGCAAGGACAGAAUCCUGCUGCCGAUAGCCGGGACUUCGUGCCGGGACGCCAUUAUGUACUGGCACCCCGAUCUGACCGAGGAGCACUACUGCGUGGGCGCGCUGGAGGCGCAGAGCCCCGUUCACAUCCUGGACACGGAAGGUGAUAUGUUCUGCAAAGGGGAUGACUAUUCCAAGAGAGAAUAUUUGCUCGCGUGCGACUUCUACGAGGACCAAGAGGCCCCGGUGGCGGACCUCAUGCAGUACUACCCGGACCCGGACCCUGAAAUCAAUCCCAAAUUGUUUUGGCCCAGUAACAAAUGAUUUCAUCAUAAAGAUAUAUAAGUAA
This is a messenger RNA of Cydia strobilella, 899 nucleotides long. RefSeq lists its product as uncharacterized. Lineage: Eukaryota; Metazoa; Arthropoda; Insecta; Lepidoptera; Tortricidae. Bases 86 to 874 code for a protein of 262 amino acids. The transcript is spliced from 7 exons. The record is from RefSeq and is a predicted model, not a curated record.